GCGGCCCGGCCCGGCCCAGCUCUGCCCCUGGCCGGCCCGACCCCGGCCCCGGCCCCGGCCCGGCCCUUAUCUGAUCCAGCUCCUGGUUUAAGAGUCCUGUCUGGGCCACGCAGUAGCUCUUCUUCUCACUCCCACCCGUCUCGCCUGUCUGCCAGUCCAUCAGCCCUGUCGGUCCGCUGCCCACUGACGGGCUGCUCCACCCUGGACCCAAGAUGACCUCAGUGGCCAAGGUGUAUUAUAGCCAGACAACUCAGACCGAAAGCCGACCCUUGAUGGGCCCAGGGCUCCGUCGUCGCCGGGUGCUCACCAAAGAUGGCCGCAGCAAUGUGAGGAUGGAGCACAUCGCCGACAAGCGCUUCCUCUACCUCAAGGACCUGUGGACAACCUUCAUUGACAUGCAGUGGCGCUACAAGCUGCUGCUCUUCUCAGCUACCUUUGCCGGCACCUGGUUUCUGUUUGGCGUGGUGUGGUACCUGGUGGCCGUGGCUCACGGGGACCUGCUAGAGCCAGGGCCCCCAGCCAACCACACACCCUGCGUGGUACAGGUGCACACGCUCACCGGGGCCUUCCUCUUCUCCCUUGAGUCCCAGACCACCAUCGGCUACGGCUUCCGCUAUAUCAGUGAGGAAUGCCCGCUGGCCAUCGUGCUCCUCAUCGCCCAGCUGGUGCUCACCACCAUUCUGGAGAUCUUCAUCACAGGCACCUUCCUGGCUAAGAUUGCCCGGCCCAAGAAGCGGGCUGAGACCAUCCGCUUCAGUCAGCAUGCUGUGGUGGCGGCCCACAACGGCAAGCCCUGCCUGAUGAUCCGGGUGGCCAACAUGCGCAAAAGCCUGCUCAUCGGCUGCCAGGUAACAGGCAAGCUGCUGCAGACCCACCAGACCAAGGAGGGCGAGAACAUCCGCCUCAACCAGGUCAAUGUGGCCUUCCAGGUGGAUACAGCCUCUGAUAGCCCCUUUCUCAUCCUGCCCCUCACCUUCUACCACGUGGUUGAUGACACCAGCCCCCUGAAGGACCUGCCCCUGCGCAGCGGCGAGGGGGACUUUGAGCUGGUGCUCAUCCUGAGCGGGACAGUGGAGUCCACCAGUGCCACCUGCCAGGUGCGCACCUCCUACCUGCCCGAGGAGAUCCUCUGGGGCUAUGAGUUCACGCCUGCCAUUUCGCUGUCGGCCAGUGGCAAGUAUAUAGCUGACUUCAGCCUCUUUGACCAGGUGGUGAAAGUGGCCCCACCAAGUGGCCUCCGAGACAGCACUGUCCGCUAUGGGGACCCUGAAAAGCUCAAGUUGGAGGAGUCGUUGCGGGAGCAGGCUGAGAAGGAGGGCAGUGCCCUGAGCGUGCGCAUCAGUAAUGUCUGACGUGGUCCAUCCACCUCCUAACCCUCUGCUCGCUUGCCCUCUGGCACCCUGGGUGAGGGGACAGCACCCAGGUUUAUGGAGGAGCUCCCCCAGAAGCACCUUUCUCCACUCCCUCUUCCUUUACCCAGUGGCUAGGGGGCAGUCAGGGCCCACCAAAGUCCAUGUCUCCUCCCACAGCCUCUUGUACUUCCCCCACCUUUCAUCCCAGACAGACCCCUCCUUGAAGCUAGGGCUCAGGGAGGAGAGUGAAGGUUAGGUUGAAGCCAGGGCUCAGGGAGCAGACUGAAGGUUAGGUCAGGGUGGCUUAGGCUUCAGGUGUGCAUGGAGACCCACAGCAGGAAGAUCGUGUAGUUGGAUGGAAAAACUGUCCCUGCUCCCCAUGAAAGGUUUGGUGACUUGAGGCUGGAGCCCCUCCCUCCCUUCCUAAGUCCCACUAGCAGGUGCCCUUGGGUCAGACCCCCUUGGAUGAUAGGUUUGGGAUAUGUGCCCUCCAAAAUCAAGAAAGUGGAUUGUUUAUUUGGGGUGUUUACUGCCCCUGUCAGAAGCAGCCAGGGUCUCUCCUGGGGGUUCAGUCUGGCUAUUUGCCUUCGCCUACAGGCAAUGUAACUGGAGGCCAGGGCUCCACCUCUCCUGCUUCCUAGUUUCUCAAGUGGACUCUCUCUCAGCACACACCCAGUUAUCUGAGGCAUCUGCCCCCAGGGGGUUCAAGGUAGCCAAAAAAUAUAAGACAGUCACAGUUCCACACCCAAAUCCUCCUGGAGGCUGGUCUUCAGUGUGGAGCGGGCCGGCUAGGGCUGUGUCUUGAACUCAUUCUCCAGGCAGCCAGGGUCCUGUGAGCCUAGCAAGUAUGUUCUGAAAAGACGGUGGCCCAGGCCUCUGGGACAGGUCUGAAAGUGUGUCCAGCUUGUCCUCCUUUCCUGCCUAGCCCUGCCCACCCACAGCCCCAAGGCCCCAAGGGAGGGAGAGGAAAUGCAGAGCCUCCCCAAGACCAACUCUCAACUAAAACCAGACUCCCAGGGCACCCCUGGAAAACUUAUACCAGCCACCCACCCCCACCUCCAGCCCGAGCAGGAUGAGUGAAUUCUCAGGUUUCCAGACUGCUCUGAGCCGCUGGGAUUUGGGAACGCUUUGUUCAGGCUAGGGGCACAGACAGAACUCGGUGGUUGGCAGACACUAUUCUCCUGGCUGCCCUACCCAGUACCCUCUGAAGUGCCAGCUAUGUUGUUAAGCAAUGAUGGGAGAGGGAACCAGACCUCCUGAUUAGAUGACCACAGUGUCCCUCAGCCAUCAGUCUCAUCUCCUUUCCCAUGCCAUGGGGCCACUUUCAGGCAAGUUAAAAGGCAUAUUUCUUAAGAGCCAUCUUGGGUCAUUCCUGGUUCCCCAUGCUAGGGGCUGUGGUAAGGGUCAAGAAGGGGACAUGGGCAUCAGAACAUUCUCUACAGACCCAAAUCCCAACAGAGCUCCCUGGUCUCACUGAGGCACCAUGUGUCCCCAUCCCCCUCAAAGGUGGCUUGGCAUAGGGCCUCUGUAUGAAUAAAGUGGCUGUGAUUAGGGGACUCAGCCCCCGCUAGAAGCCCCACCCCAAAAGUAGAAUGUACACUCAGAGCCUCCCAGAAAAACCUGAAAAAACAGGAGACUUGACCCAAGGUCACCUUGACUGACGGCAGGCUUCUUCAGCUCAUCUCACACUAUAACAGAACCCCAGAAAGGAAAAGAAGGCAGAAUCAGCUCCCAGGCUCUCAAGUGUAGUCAACAUCAAACUUGUCUGGUUUCUUUCUACCUGGGGAGUUAAAGGUACUGCAGGGCUAUGUGCACACAUGAGUGUCUUAUCCACUUGCAAGCGUUUCUCUACCUUGUUCCUUUGUGCACACAGCCAUUUCCCAUCCUGAGGAAUUCUCCCUUCUUUCUUGAUGUUUAUUCUAAGUCCCUAAACACCUCAGAUUCUUAGAUAACAAAAUGAGAACAUUUACUGAUUCAGCAUUUAGCAUUCUCUCCCCACUCCCCUUUCAUGAUCCGAGACUGCUCUAAAUCACACUUUAAAUCAUACUAUUCUUUUAAUACAACCUGGCUUAUCCUCCCAUGAGCUCCCUGAGAACAAUGCACCCCAUACUUGAGCUAAAAGACUCUUUACACUACAGGCCCUUCUCUGAGCUGAACACCCACCCCCACCCCCCACCCUUUCAGGUGAUCAGAUGAGUGUCAGAAGCAGCCAGGACUAGUGAGCCAGGUCCCUGACCACACAGACCAAGAUAUUGACAGUCACUAGUUCACUGGGUAAGAUGAGACUUGGUGCUGAAGACUCAGGUGGCAUUAACGAAACCCCUGGGUCUCAUUUGGGUUGGCAGACAAGAGAAAGGCAAGGAUGGAGAAUUAGGAUAUGAGACAGAUUAAAGGUUUAUCUAAGGAGAAAGAAAACAGAGAUAAUAUAUAUAGAGAGAAAGAUAUAUAUAGAUAGAUAUGUGUAUAUAUAUAUAUAUAUAUAUAUAUAGAGAGAGAGAGAGAGAGAGAGAGAGAGAGAGAGAGAGAACCAAACCUAUUGAAUGUACAAGAAUUCCAAAUUUUGGCAAUGAGGAUGGAACUCCUGCUCUGGCUUAGGGGUAGGGCUCCCCAGAUUCUCAGUCACUACCAUUGAUGCUGGUUUUAACAUGGAAUUGAGAUGCCAGAGGAAUGAUUCUAGGUUUGAUGAUGGAAGGGGGAAGGGGCUGUGUUGCUGGAAUAAAGAGGUUCCAUGACACUUCUGCAAACAGCCCACCCAUGGAAAUCCAGAAGCAAUGUAUUCUUUGUACUCCUGCCCUUAGCAAUGUCCUGUCACUAUGUUACUUUUUUUUCCUUUAAAAUAAAAGCAUCUUUCUGCUUUC
This is a messenger RNA of Erinaceus europaeus (western European hedgehog), 4210 nucleotides long. RefSeq names its product potassium inwardly rectifying channel subfamily J member 10 (gene KCNJ10). NCBI's taxonomy places the organism in Eukaryota, Metazoa, Chordata, Mammalia, Eulipotyphla, Erinaceidae. Bases 213 to 1352 code for a protein of 379 amino acids. Gene Ontology annotation, molecular function: inward rectifier potassium channel activity. Gene Ontology annotation, cellular component: plasma membrane. The record is from RefSeq and is a predicted model, not a curated record. The transcript has 2 exons. Gene Ontology annotation, biological process: regulation of monoatomic ion transmembrane transport; potassium ion import across plasma membrane.